AUGCGUGUGUUCCACGUGUGCGACACGCGCGCAGAGGACAUGAGCGGCGCGUUGGAGGAGCAGAGCGCGGGCGCGCUGCUGAGGGUGCCGCGCGCCGUGCGGGAGACGAAGCGCGUGCGCGACGACGCCGUGUCGCUCAAAGGCACGGUCGCCAGCAUCCUGCAGCGGCUGCAGCAGGUGGAGGCCACGUCAGCAGCAUCAGUGGCGGUGCUGGCAAAGGUGGAUGCAGUGAAGCACCAGAUGGAAGCAGCGAGAGACACGAUCCAGUAUGCAGCGGGGCUGGCACUUCUGAGCGCGUCAGUGGAGCAGGUGUUCGCCAGUGGGGACCUGCCACGUGUCGCCGAGACAUUGGCCAACAUGCGGCGCUGCCUGGAGGUGGUGGGCGAUGCACCGGAGUUUGCAGCCAACAAGAGGCAGCUGCAAUCGCUGGAGGACCGCCUGGAGCAGAUGGUGCAACCGCGGCUGUCAGACGCGCUCACACACAGCAAGUUGGACGCGUGUCGCUCGCUGACAGGCAUCCUGGCAGCCAUAGGCCGGCAGCACACAGUGGAAGCUCUCUUCUGCCCCGUGCGCUGCCGCCCCCUCACACGCCUGUGGGAACAGUUCGAGGUCACAGCUGUGGCACCGGGCGCAGGCCCAUUGGCAGCAGCGUUAUACGUCUCAAUCACGGCCAUCCACUCGCCUCGCUCUCCUGCUCGCCCUGCACGCCACCACCACCACCUUCCCCCGCAACCUCAUCCCCUUCUCUCGCUCUCCUCGCCCUAUAUUUUUCUCCUACUGCUGUUUCCUGCCUUCCCUCACGUGUCUGCAGCGUCUCAAUCGCGGCCAUCCACCCACCUGGCUCUCCUGCUCGCCCUGCACGCCACCACCACCACUUUCGCCCGCAACCUCUCCCGCCUCCUCGCCUCCCUUCCUUCCGCCACCGCCGAUGCCACUAAACCAUCCUCCACUGAAAAAAACACCCAAGGAGCCGCCGCAGCAGCAGCAGCAGGAGGAGGGACAGGAGGAGCGGCAGGAGCAGGAGCAGGCGGAGGGGAGAAGGGCAGCAAGAGAGGGGGAGCAGGAGGGGGAGCAGGAGGGGGAGCAGGAGGGGGAGCAGGAGGGGGAGCAGGAGGGGGAGCAGGAGGGGGAGCAGGAGGGGGAGCAGGAGGGGGAGCAGGAGGGGGAGCAGGAGGGGGAGGGCCAGUGAGUGUGAGCGCGGUGGUGUGGGCGGUGUUGUUCCGUCCCCUAGAGCCGUUCAAGCAGCGCCACGGGGACUAUGAGCGCGCACAGCUGGCGGCGGAUCUGGCCGGCAUAGAUCUCCGACCGGGCGGUGCAGUGAAGCAAGUGGGGCAGCGCGGACUCGUGCUGGUGGAUGCUGUGCGGCGCAUGGAGGCGGCCAUCCCAGCAGCCAUGGCAGCACUCGAGGCAGCAUUGGAGCGCUGCCUCGCCUUCACAGGGGGCUCAGAGGCAGCAGCGCUCCUCACCGCUCUCGACCACUCCAUCCUCCUCUUCCUCUCCCGCCUCUCCUCCUGCCUCCAGUCCCUCCCCCCUAUCUGCGGCCUCUCCCCUCCCACCCCUCCUUCCUCCACCACUCCUUCCGCUCCAACCCGAGCCUCCGGCCCAGGCUCAGACCGAACCAAUCCAGUGUCAGACGAUCCGUUAGCCAGUGUACCGGACCCAGCGGGUCUUUGA
Messenger RNA from Closterium sp. Yama58-4, 1674 nucleotides. Lineage: Eukaryota; Viridiplantae; Streptophyta; Zygnematophyceae; Desmidiales; Closteriaceae. The record is from the annotation of a GenBank genome assembly.